UUAGCCCACAAAUAUUGUUUCUCAUUCGCCUCCAGACCACUUUGCCUUGUUCCUUCACUCUCACCAUUUUCGCACCAACACAAACUGCUCAUACAUAAAGGAACUGGGUUCAGGUGAAUUCAAAAAUCCUAUCUUUAUCGAUUUCGGAGAAUUGAGGUAGAGUCAUACGAUGCAUAAGGAUAAGAUUUUCAAGCUGGCCAAGGGCUUCAGGGGAAGGGCCAAGAACUGCAUAAGGAUAGCCAGAGAGAGGGUGGAGAAGGCCUUGCAGUAUUCCUACAGAGAUCGCCGCACCAAGAAGAGGGACAUGCGUGCGCUGUGGAUCCAACGUAUCAAUGCUGGCACCCGCAUUCAUGGUGUUAAUUAUGGGAAUUUCAUGCAUGGACUGAUGAAGGAGAACAUUCAGCUAAACAGGAAAGUUUUAUCAGAGCUUUCUAUGCACGAACCAUACACUUUCAAGGCCCUCGUAGAUGUCUCUCACAGCGCAUUCCCAGGGAACAAGGCCGUACUUCCUCCCAAAAAGGAAGGCCUCCAAAUUCUUGUGUAAUUGGCCAUUUAGAUGGAUCAUCUUUGCUUGAUCCCUUAGAACUUGUAUGAAACAAAACAUUUUUGUAUUUUUUCGUUGCCCUUUAGAUUAUGAUUCUUACUCGUUAA
Molecule: messenger RNA, 651 nt
Organism: Rosa rugosa (rugosa rose)
Lineage: Eukaryota; Viridiplantae; Streptophyta; Magnoliopsida; Rosales; Rosaceae
Exons: 4
Coding region: 170-544 (124 amino acids)
Biological process (GO): translation; ribosomal large subunit assembly
Cellular component (GO): ribosome
Molecular function (GO): structural constituent of ribosome; rRNA binding
Source: RefSeq, a predicted model, not a curated record